AUGUAUGAUCCGGCGUUUUCCGACACCUCCGCGCAGAACCCACGUGUUCUGAGAAGACAUCGCAUCCGCCACACCAAAUCUCGUAAUGGAUGCUAUCCUUGCAAACUUCGAAGAGUCAAGUGUGAUGAACUACAACCUGCCUGUAGCACAUGCGCUUCCAGAGGUGAACCUUGCUCUUACCCCCCACCGCACGCCCCUUCGAAAAAACCCCCCAGAUCUGGAAAGGCGACAGGGAACGAAGAUGGCGGUCCCUUAUCUGCUACAUUCGUUCCAUCAGCUGGAGCUCGUCCGCUCGACGUGACUUUUCCAGCAAUUUUCUCGAGCCAUAAUAGCCACGCGCGUAUGGACUUGCCAAUGAAUGAUUUGAAGCUCCUUCAGUUUUUCAAUUCCUACACUGCGAAACAAAUGUCGCCGCAUCCGAGGAGGGGUAUGGUCUGGCAGCGGAUCAUCCCGGAAAUUGCAUGCAAAAAUCGGUAUUUGAUGCACCUGCUCCUAGCACUAGGAGGCAUCCACAUGAUUACGCAGCAUGAGGCCAACUUGACUAGUGGCCUCGAAGAAUUGGAUACAGUGGACUUAGCAAUAGUCAUGGAACAUCAUCAAAGAGGACUGGAAGGUUUUAGGGAAGAAGUGUCCUGCAUUUCUCCCUCUAACGCCGAGGAACUUUUUACUGGUUCUGUGCUUCUCGUUGCGUUUGCUUUUGCAUCUCUCAUGGUUCGGGAGCUCAAUCCGCUUAGUGGGACACCCGAAGAGAUGAAUAGUACUACAGGAAAUUCCUCUUCCGCAAAUGACGUUUUACGUCUCAACUGGUUAUACCUUAACAGAGGGGUAACUAGUAUUCUAUCUGAUCAAUGGAACGUGUUAAAAGGCUGUCGGCUCCGGCAGAUGAUGGUGUUCUCACAGCGCGACGGGCAUUGGGAGGAUUUACCAUUUGCUCUACCAUCGUCUCGACUUUCUCGUUGCUCACUCCGCCUAGUUAAAUUUGCCGAAGGUGCCAGCCAAGCAGUCGCAAACAUCAAGGCUUCUUUGCAUACGCUUGAACCCGCCAGGGAUUACUUAUCCAGCUGCUCGGGUACGCCGACAUCUUACGUUUCAGAGUCGCCUAAGACUCUAGACUCCGUUAUGGAUGCGCACUCUGAGACCGUAGACCUCCUGGAUACGGUAUAUUCGCGCAUUCUCUCCAUAUUACGGUGUGAGGCAACUGAAGAUCCUGCUGACGUGGAAAUCCAGUUGGAUUUUGAAGAGGCGGCGGUUUUUGCCUGGCCGAUCCGGCUUCCAAGUCCAUUCUUGGCAUCGCUUGAGACAGGCGAACCUAAUUACCUUCGUGGACUCUCACUCGUCAUUUUGGCUCAUUUUUAUUUGGCAAAUACUCUAUUUGAUACCUGGUUUCUGAAGGGCGCCUUUGAAAGAGAGGUACUCAAAAUCAGCACGCUUAUCGGUUCCCUGAAUGAGAGCCAAUUGUCAACAUUUAUGCUAUGGCCCAACGAGGUCGUGACUUCGACCUUGAGAGAAGUCACGACCUCGGGAUGUACUCCUUGA
Molecule: messenger RNA, 1536 nt
Organism: Penicillium hordei
Lineage: Eukaryota; Fungi; Ascomycota; Eurotiomycetes; Eurotiales; Aspergillaceae
Product: Zn(II)2Cys6 transcription factor domain-containing protein
Exons: 2
Coding region: 1-1536 (511 amino acids)
Biological process (GO): regulation of transcription by RNA polymerase II
Molecular function (GO): DNA-binding transcription factor activity, RNA polymerase II-specific; zinc ion binding
Source: RefSeq, a predicted model, not a curated record